Verruconis gallopava is the source of this 2671-nucleotide messenger RNA. RefSeq names its product ribulose-phosphate 3-epimerase, variant 2. The coding region runs from base 720 to 1328 and encodes 202 amino acids. Gene Ontology annotation, molecular function: D-ribulose-phosphate 3-epimerase activity; metal ion binding. The record is from RefSeq and is a predicted model, not a curated record. Gene Ontology annotation, biological process: pentose-phosphate shunt; pentose-phosphate shunt, non-oxidative branch; carbohydrate metabolic process. The transcript has 4 exons. NCBI's taxonomy places the organism in Eukaryota, Fungi, Ascomycota, Dothideomycetes, Venturiales, Sympoventuriaceae. Gene Ontology annotation, cellular component: cytosol.
AUUUUAUGGCUGCGCCAUCCUUACAAAGGAGCUUGGCUUUAUGCGGCGUCCAGGCAGGAGACUUCGCAGUCUGCCGCACUCGUUCCUGCGUGGAAAGAUCCGGGGGCACAGGGCUUCGGUCAGAAGCGUUCGCAUACGUUUGCAUUCAUGCUGGAGCUUUUAGGCUGGAAAGCACUUGAGGAUCGCAAGUGUGGAGAUGUUGGUCCUUCGCUUGGCUUGUUGGACAGAUGGAGUGAGCUUAGCGGAAACUCGGAGCUCACAAGGAACGACAGCCCACAAACCCUACUUUUGCAGCACUGCUACGUCAGACAUCGCAUCGACCAGAACAAGACCUUAAAGGUUGAUUAAUUUCGUGGCCCCAAAGCUAAGCCGAUUUUCUAAAAGCUCGACUUUUUCCCUCAGGCCGCGAAAAAUGUCGCCCGCAGCAAUCAUCGCGCCCUCCAUUUUAUCGGCUGAUUUUGGCAAGUUAGGCCAAGAAUGCAUUGAUACCAUGAAUCGAGGUGCGGACUGGCUCCAUGUAGACAUUAUGGAUGGGCACUUCGUGCCCAACAUGACCUUUGGCGCCCCAGUGGUUACUAAGAUCCGCGAGAGGGUGCCGAAACCAACAGUUGAGAUGGGAAAAGGUACAUUUGACUGCCACAUGAUGAUAGCGGAGGUAAGUUGAGACCCUAUCAUCAUGAGCCGUGGAUCUUUGGCCGAGUGUAUGGCUGUUGGAUGCUAUGCAGCUGCUUCGCCAAACACUGGGUAAUGGCUGUGCAACCAUGCCCCUCUCUAUUCCUUCAGGGUUCUUAAAGCUCGGGGUUAACGCAUCAUUCCAGCCCCACAAGUGGGUUGUCGAUUUCAAGAAAGCAGGCUGCGAUCUCUAUUGUUUUCACUACGAAGCGGCGCUGGGUUCGACAGCGGCGCAAUCUCCUGAGCAAAAGACAGACGAGAAGACCAACCCCAAGAAGCUCAUUGCGUACAUCCAUUCCCAUGGCCUCAAGGCAGGUAUCGCCAUCAAGCCAAAAACUCCUGUAGAUGUGCUAUGGGAUAUCCUGGAUAGUCCAAAUUUGGAAGAACGACCUGACAUGGUGCUCAUCAUGACUGUAGAACCAGGCUUUGGGGGCCAGUCCUUCAUGGCCUCGGAGCUUCCCAAAGUGGCUGCGCUGCGAAAGAGAUAUCCCGAUCUACCGAUCGAGGUUGAUGGGGGACUCUCCGAAAAGACGAUAGAUCAAGCUGCGGAUGCCGGAGCAAAUGUCAUUGUUGCUGGCAGUGCUGUAUUUGGUGCCCAGGAUCCCGCAGAGGUCAUCAGAAAGCUACGUGAGGCUGUCGACUCGCGAAGAAAAUAGCCUUCUCUAUGUCUGACACAGCCGGAUACCUCACUGAAGCUACGGGGCCAUCAUCGCGACCAUGUUCUCCAGAUUCACUCCUGCGUUAAACUCUUUGAAAGAUUCUAGACCGGAUAAAUGUCAAUAAUCAACCUGCAUCCUCCUUCGCACAGUUUAAUUUCUUCGUGCUGACCUUUGGUAUAACCUUUCACUUGGUUUUAUCUCAUUCCCGUUGGGUUUAGCGUGCGAUCUUUUUUUCGUUUGCCUUUUUGCGAACUUCAAUCAUUUCAAUGAAUCCUAGCAGCUCUCUUUUCUCUUGGCCGACAUUUAUUCUAUGAUCUCGAUCUCGGGCAGGCCGAUCCUUACUAAAGGGAGAAGUGACCUGGGCCGCGUCGGCUCUUCUACUUUGCCUUCCUCCAGGGCGAUUGUUAAAGGAAUUUAGCCCGCUCACGCUUUGCCGCCUCACUUUAUCGCAAAUGCAAGGCUUCGAGGUCCUCUCAUGCAAUAUUAAGGAAAUGGGACUUUCUGUACAACUCUGGGAUGCUGUCUCGUUGCGUACCGAUGUUCUGUGGCUAGUUUCUUUACGACGUUCUCGAGCAGAAGGUGCGCUCUUGCCAGCUUGGACUCACGGCCAAAACACAACUUCGGAAGAAAACAGAUGGUUCAAGUGAGAGGGGUUCCAGGAUCUAGAUAUGUCCAACUUAUUGUUUCCGGGGUUGUGUCAUUCUCAGAUUGCUAGUGCUAUGCCCCAAUGCACUUCGAGAACGCGAUUGGACUUACCCAAUUCGACACUUUUAGCUUCCAUGUCAUUCUGUAGACCUCCAUGGCACGCAAUAUCGCCCCGUAGAAUAACGCAAUUCACAAGUUUGCCAGGACUUCACCUAAUCCUCCUUCCAGAGCCAAAGAGCUUGCUCCGGUUUGCGAAUAUCAUAACACGCGAAUCAACAGAACGCGGCAUACAAAUCCACUUUCCCCUCUGUCCUUGUCUUGACACCCCCCCAUAGAAGCGCACGGCGUCUCGCUUCAUUAUUUACUUCAUGGCCGUUUCAACUCUGGCGACGCAGAGCUCCGGUUUACUUUCAGUCUCGUCAAGCAAAUGGCUCUCGCUUCAUUUUUUGCUUCGUGACCGCUUCAGCUCUGUCGAAGCGGAACCCCAAUGUACUCUAGGCAGCGAUCUAUUUCCAAUUAGUUGUAUCAAUGGUCGCCUCAAAGAGGCGGGUUUGCGAUGCUUCAUGUGUUCCGGCGCUUUUGUUAUUCCUUGCAUAUAUGCGGCUGCUCUGUCUUUCAUGGCGAUGCAUGUCAACGCUGGAUUCCAGAACGGGCCAUUCUGUUGAGGUUAAAUACAUCUUUGACAUAGAGACUUG